GCCCGCCCGCCCCGCCUGCCUUUCCUCGCCGCCGGGGUGCUCGAGUCUCGUUCUGUCCCCCUCCUCCUCCGCCCCGCCGGCCUGACUUUUUCUCUCUGUCUCCCUCCUUCUCUCAGAGGAUGUCCGCCUUCCAACUCAACCUCAACCCGCUCAAGGAGCCGCUCGGCUUCAUCAAGGUCCUCGAGUGGAUUGCUUCCAUCUUUGCUUUUGCCACCUGUGGAGGUUUUAAGGGUAAAAUAGAAAUUCUAGUGACUUGUCUUAAAAGUACUGAAAAUAAAACUGUUACAGCCACUUUUGGUUAUCCAUUCAGGUUGAAUCAGGAGUCAUUUCAGUCAUCUCCAGUAAACAUAUGCGAUGUAAACUGGAAAAAUUUUGUCCUUAUAGGAGAUUUCUCCUCUUCUGCACAAUUUUAUGUUACAUUUGCAGUCUUUGUUUUUCUGUACUGCAUUGCUGCUCUUCUCCUUUAUGUUGGUUACAUGAACCUAUAUCGGGAUAGUCGAAAACUUCCCAUGAUUGACUUCAUUGUUACUCUUGUUGCCACUUUUUUGUGGUUGGUGAGCACCUCAGCCUGGGCUAAAGCUCUUACAGAUAUUAAACUAGCUACCGGUCCCAGUAUUGUCGAGGAACUUCUGCCUUGUUCCAAGCCUUCAAAAUUGACGUGUCAUUAUGCCUCUGUCACUAGUAUGGGAUCCUUAAAUGUGUCUGUGAUCUUUGGCUUUCUGAAUAUGAUACUUUGGGUAGGAAAUGCUUGGUUUGUGUACAAGGAGACCAGCUUACACAGUCCAUCAAAUACAUCUGCUCAUGGUCAAGGAGGUAUUCCACCUCCUGCUGGAAUGUAAACAGAGAAAUGCACUGUGUGAAAUAUAUGACCUGUUGCCAACAUCUUGAGAAGCAUUGUUUGUUUCUAAUAAAAGUAAUGGCUUUUUCAGUAAA
This is a messenger RNA of Choloepus didactylus (southern two-toed sloth), 933 nucleotides long. It is a transcript of the gene SYPL1, whose product is annotated as synaptophysin like 1. The record is from RefSeq and is a predicted model, not a curated record. Gene Ontology annotation, cellular component: synaptic vesicle; synaptic vesicle membrane. Lineage: Eukaryota; Metazoa; Chordata; Mammalia; Pilosa; Megalonychidae. The transcript has 5 exons. Bases 120 to 839 code for a protein of 239 amino acids.